UGUACAGCAGCAGUCAGAGAAGUGCUCUCUCUAGGUGGUGACGGCGAGAGGACAGCUAGUCUUAUGCUGCUGGGUUACUUUCAGUUUGGAAGAUAGUAUUCACAAGGGCUUAUCUGGGCAUAGCACUGACAGCAUGAUCAAGAAGCUCCUGGUCUCCUUUCUUGUUUUCAGCUGGAGCACUGGAUCACAGCAUGAAAGCAAUAGUACACUUGGAGUACAGACUGCAUAUAAGACUGCUAUAAAGAGGAUUAUUGCUAAAAGAGAAAUUUUUUGCGAGUCUGGUCAACACCUUGCAGCCGAUGGCAAGACCUGUUGUACGAAGUGUCCACCAGGUACAUUCAAAGAGCAUGAUUGUACAACAGGCAACAAUACACCAACUUGUUCACCGUGCAACAAUGGAGUUAACUUCAUGGAUGAGCACAAUUAUCUUGAGAAGUGCCGAAAGUGCCAGUCAUGUGACAGUGGACAUGGUAUGGAAGUUGAAGACAACUGUACCACCACCCACAAUAUAAAAUGCAGGUGUAAACGUGGUUAUUUUUGCAUUGCUGAACAAUGUGCAAAGUAUUGUGAACCAUGUGACAAGUGUGAAAAUGGCAUUGCCGUACACUGCACCCCAACCUCAAAUACUGUAUGUAAAGGAAACUUUUGGUGGACGUUGUCAGCACUUAUACUACUGCUGCCAUUGGCUGGAAUGCUGUACUACUGCUUUUGGCACAGGAAGAAUUACAAGAACUUGAAUAUUAACCAGCAGUAUUCAAAGAAUGUGACAGAGGAAGAGAACCCUCUGCUGUAUACAGAUAUUGACUUGAGCCCCCACAUUUCUAGUAUUGCAGAGGGGAUGACAUUACCCCAAGUCAAAACGUUUGUUCGGAAGCAUCAAUUAACAGAACCAACCAUAGAGCGAGUCAUUCAGGACAACCAGAAUGAUACAGCUGAGCAGAAAAUUAAAUUGCUCCUGAGCUGGUAUGAAGCCCAUGGAAUGAAGGGGGCACACAGAACUUUGAUCAGCAGCUUGAGAGAACUCAAAAUGUGUGCUGUUGCUGAUAGCAUUGAGGAAAAACUGAAGUCAGUUGUUUCCAGCAUCCAGGAAAACAACAGAUCAAAUAAUGGAACUAAUGAGCAAAGCAGGGCCCAUUCUUAUGGAGAUUCAGUGCCAUAACGUUGAAUCGACAGGAAGCUAUUUCUGAAUGAACUAAAUUUUUUCUUAAUGUUGUAGAUAUCAGAAAGCUUUCAGAUGUCAUUUCUUUGAACAAAUUCUGGAUACAAAGAAGGUGUAUAGGUAAGCAUAAGCAACAGGCCUAAUUAUUGGGGAGGUAUUUACUCAAAAAUUCUGAAACAUUUCUACUGUUUGCUAAGAUCUAGGAAUAGAAAUCCUGGGAUUAUGCACAAACAGUUCUACCUACGAACUUACUGUUCAUUUUACAUCUAUCCUACUAGCAGGAAAAUGGUGUAAAUGGCAUUAGAGGAACUGGAGAUUACAAGCAGUGUCCACAGAGGGUGGCUAAAUGAACUGCUUGCAGUCACCCAUGAAGUAAGCAGCACAUGAGGGAAUGGAGCCUGGGCUGCUUUGGUUCUACAACAGUACCUAACCGACUAGGCCAUCCAUUGGUAACGUGUAGAGGGUGCACGUGCAUGCAGGUGCACCCCCUGAGACGGUGGAGCACCCCCUAAGAGAAGCCCUGCCAAUGCUGCUGGCAGUGCCUGCAGGCAGUCGCUGCUCGCCACCCUUUCCCCCCUCUGCUGAAAUAACUGCAGCUGCCUGUAGGAGCUCCUCACUCAGCGUGUCCCCGCUGCCGCCACGGCUGCCUACAAGAGCUCCCCGCUCCCCAUCACCACACCCCCACCGCCACCACCUCCUGCAGGUGGUCACUGUGCCCCUCCAGCCUUUGGGAGCACGUGUUGUUCAUGAGGCCAUCCCAGAAUCUGACCUGCUUUUGCUAGAAAAAUCAACCAGUAGUAGAAUGAAAACCUACUUCAGGAUCGAUGGCCAUGGUAUAUUUAUGCUACACUCAUGUUUUAAAUAGUUUUCCUUACUAGUCUUAUGUUUCAGUUCUCUAACAAAACACCAGAAUUUAAGAAUAUUUUUAGCUAAAAAACUUGCAUUCAGCAGUGAUCGCUAUGAUCCGUUCAGGUUUCAAAUCCACCCAUGUGAACUGGGAAUGUGACCUGUAUUUCUGAAAGACAGGACCAGGUCCACAAUUUUUAAAGUUUUAUCUAUACCAGCUGGGAAUCCUCCAAGAUUCGGUUGUAUGACUAGCUUUUCUACUGCAAAAGAAACUAAAAUACAAACAGUAAUAAAAGACAUCAUUAAAAAAGCAUA
Molecule: messenger RNA, 2320 nt
Organism: Gavialis gangeticus (Gharial)
Lineage: Eukaryota; Metazoa; Chordata; Crocodylia; Gavialidae
Gene: FAS
Product: Fas cell surface death receptor
Exons: 9
Coding region: 134-1159 (341 amino acids)
Biological process (GO): negative regulation of apoptotic process; regulation of stress-activated MAPK cascade; extrinsic apoptotic signaling pathway in absence of ligand
Cellular component (GO): CD95 death-inducing signaling complex; external side of plasma membrane; membrane raft
Molecular function (GO): protein binding; tumor necrosis factor receptor activity
Source: RefSeq, a predicted model, not a curated record